ACAUUAACAAGGAAGGUUCUUGCUGAGACUCACGGAUAGAACAGCCCAAAGGAGAACUGGGAGAACUCAUUUCAGGAUGAAGCUGCAAGAGCAAAGAAGUACAUUUAGCACAAACAAAUGUUGUCCGUUGACCAACAGAUGCAGGAAGAUUCUUCUCCCAACAGCUGCAGCUCCUGUGACGGGAAUCUGGCUCCUUCGAGCGCAGCUUCCUCUCCUGCUGCUGUUCGCUGGCCUGCAGAGACCCACGGUGAGUUCCCAGGUUGCGAUUAAAAUCAACUUUGACUUGGCACCAGAUUCCUUUGAUGAUCAAUACCAAGGCUGUAGCCAACAGGUCAUGGAGGAGCUAAAUGAAGGGGAUUAUUUCACAAAAGAAGUAGAAGCUCCGAAGAAUUAUCACUCGGCCUGGCACAAUGCCCAUUUGACCUGGCUGAGCCGAGCUACAACUCUCCCUAAGAACAUGACGAUCACACAUGCUGUGGCCAUCAUGGUUUACACAUUGAACAACAAUGUUCGUUCUGAAUUCUCUAGAGCCAUGGCCAGCACUGCCAGGUCUGCAUGGCAGUAUAAACAUUCAUUCCAUUUCAAAUUCCUACAUUACUACCUGACCUCAGCAAUCCAGCUGCUAAGGAAAGGGACCCUCGGGGAGAAUGACUCUCUGUGCUACAACGUGCAUCAUGAGGCUGAUUUCUCCUCGGAAGCCUAUAUAGGUGCCACCCUUCGAUUUGGCCAGUUCCUCUCCACCUCCCUCUUAAGGAAAGAGUCGCAGAAGUUUGAGAACCAAACUCUAUUUACCAUACUUACCUGCCUGGGUGCACCUGUACAACGCUUCUCUCUCAAGGAAGAGGUCCUGGUCCCUCCCUAUGAGUUGUUUGAAGUUGUCAAUAUGAGCUACUACCCAAGAGGAAAUUGGUUGCAAUUGCGGUCAACUGGAAAUCUGAGCACAUAUAACUGUCAGCUGCUAAAAGCUUCCAGCAAAAAGUGCAUCCCUGCUCCUGUAGUUAUUGCUGCUCUCUUUUGGAUUAUUGUCACCAUCUCUUCCAAAAGUGGAAUAUAAAGGAACCUUGUCAGUUU
Miniopterus natalensis is the source of this 1071-nucleotide messenger RNA. NCBI's taxonomy places the organism in Eukaryota, Metazoa, Chordata, Mammalia, Chiroptera, Miniopteridae. The record is from RefSeq and is a predicted model, not a curated record.